Molecule: messenger RNA, 2936 nt
Organism: Salpingoeca rosetta
Lineage: Eukaryota; Choanoflagellata; Craspedida; Salpingoecidae
Product: ADP-ribose pyrophosphatase
Exons: 18
Coding region: 75-2936 (953 amino acids)
Cellular component (GO): membrane
Molecular function (GO): ADP-ribose diphosphatase activity
Source: RefSeq, a predicted model, not a curated record
CGUUGUUCGCGCUUCCUGGGCACACACUGAAUUCAGUGUUGUUGUGGUCCUGCUUUGCUUGUUGUGUGGAGAGGAUGAGCAGCAGUGCCGUUGUUGGCGGUGGCGGUGAUUGGGAUGGGGAUGGGCGUUUGUGCGACCAACGCGAUGACAACCAAGAUCAAGAGCAAGGAGGAAGAGAGGACAGAAAUGCAGCAGUAGCAACAGAGGACAAGGUGGACGUACCAUGGAACCAACCUUGGAAGUUGCCCAAACACGCGGUGCAGGCAGCGCGGGUGUACAUGGGGCGCUUGACGGGGACAUUUUCGCUGCAGUUUGUGAUCCUGUUGUUCCUCGCAUAUUGCUUCGUCAAGGGCACGCUCUACUCCUUCCUGGAGUCGGCAAUCUUGCCGUACUUCCAGUCCUACGUCAAGGUGUCUGGAGAGCGCUAUCAUGACUACUUGACGAUUGCUGCCCUGCCUUGGAGCAUGAAGGCCGUGUUUGCGAUGAUUAGUGAUGUCAUCCCCAUUCGAGGGUACCACAAGUCGUACUACAUUGGAUUCGCCGGCGUCACCGCCGCAUGCGCCCUGACCAUCAUCGCGUCGGGUCGCUUCACAUCGGACACUGCAGAUGCCGCCGCCAUGCUGUUCUUCCUCUCCCACAUGGGCGUGGUCGUUGUUGAUCUGCUGUGCGAGGGCCGCUACGCCGCGCGCAUGCGCGAGAACCCCGGAUCAGGUCCCGAUCUCGUGACAUGGGUCUGGACAUCGUACAUGACGGGGCAGCUGAUUGCCGCAUUCACCGUCGGGUUUCUGGCAGACGCGGGAUACAUUCGCCAAAUGUUCUGGAUCUGCGUCCCUCUUGCUGCCCAGAUUACGAUUCCGGUGGCCAAAGGGUACUUGCAAGAGCCGCGGAAUGAGCCACCUGUGACCACAGUGCUGUGGAGCAAACUGCGCUUGUACAAGCGCAUGUUUUCCCUGGCGGCGUGCAUGGCUGUCAUUGCGAUGGGCCUCGUCUUUGUUGCCCUCUAUGGCACGGGCACCACCAAGCUUGUGUAUGCGCUCAUGGCGUCGGUCGUGUUGUGCACGCUGUCACUGAAGCUGAUGCCGCGCACGCUCGCGCUGGCCAACAUCUACAUGUUUCUUGUGCAAGCACUCUACAUCCAGUUCAGCGGCGUCGGCCAGUUCUUCAUGACUGCCGGCCCAGAGUGCUUGCCCAACGGCCCCCAGUUCUCGUACGUGUUCUUCCAGACCACGAGCAGCGUCGUUGAAGCCAUCUUUGGCGCCAUUGGUGUCACCCUUUUUCAGACUGUCUUCUCCGGGUGGCGUUUCCAGUCCAUCUUUUGGACCACAACAUGCAUUCGUGUGUUUGCCAGCAUCUUCGAUAUUGCUCUCAUCCAACGAUGGAAUCUUGCCAUUGGCGUCAGCGAUGAAGCCAUGUUCUUGAUUGGGGACCGCAGUUUGUACAGGAUUGCGUACAUGCUUGAUUUCAUGCCGAUGGUUGUGCUGACGAGCAAACUCUGCCCCAAGAACAUGGAGAGCACGGUUUACGCGCUGCUUGCUGGCUAUCAGAACUUUGGACAGGCGAUUGCAAAGGCGUUGGGGGCGUUCUUGAUUGAGUCGGCGGGGAUUCGGGCGCAGGUGCCGUGCGACUUUACCAACUUUGGGACAGUCAUGACCAUUGGCCACAUGCUGUUGCCACUCCUGGCCAUGCCGCUCACCUUCUUCAUGAUUCCAAACGCACUCCUCACCGACGACCUGUCCAAGCACCGCUCUGCUAUCUUGGGUCUUGUCUGCCAAAUGUGGCGCGAAGUACACAAUCGCAUGGGCACCGAAGCGGCCAUGACAACUGCAACUCCGCAGGCAGCCUGUGGGCGGUCCCACGAGCUGACGGCGUACUGGAAGAAGAUCCACGGCCACUGUUGGUGUCUGCUCUUGGUGCUGGUGUUGUUGUGCUUGAUCGAACCGCCCUGCACUCGCCCGGAAACGCAUCAGAGCCCCGCCAUGUUUGGCAUUAUCGGAAGUCUGUGGGAGUUUGUGACGUCCUUUGUGUGGGGACCGACUCCCGAACAAGUCAUGGCAUCGAUUCGAGCCGGUGUGCUGCCCCAGCGCUUCAUUCACACCGUUGCGCGCUGCAAGACCUACCCUGGCGGUCCUGAGCGCUUCCCUGUUCCAGACGCCAAAGUCGACUGGAAGAUCCCGUUCCCUGGCUAUGCACCCGUCUUCUACGAGGCCACCGUCGUGAAGAAGAAGCCGGUCUGGGCAGACGAUCCAGACAACACCAAGUCCAUCACGUACAACGUUGUCGACAGCGUGCACAAGGUUGAUCGUACCAGUGCCCACGGCCCCUACACCGUGACAAAGGAAGGACACCCACUCAACCCCAUGGGCCGGACGGGCAUCAAGGGGCGCGGGCUGCUGGGCCGAUUUGGGCCAAACCACGCUGCAGACCCCGUCGUCACCCGCUGGAAGCGCAACCCGGUCACCCACGCCGUCGAGUACGACAAGGACGGCAACCCCAUCCUGCAGUUUGUGGCCAUCCUGCGCAAGGACUGCGGCCUGUGGGCGCUGCCCGGCGGCAUGGUUGACCCCGGUGAGGUUGCCUCUGCCACGGUCAAGCGCGAGUUUGGCGAGGAGGCGCUGAAUGCCCUGGAGCUGUCGCCGGCCGAGGCAGAGACGCUCAAGGGCGAGCUGGACGAGCUCUUCCACCCCGACAGCGCCGUCGUCGCGUACAAGGGCUAUGUGGAUGACCCGCGCAACACGGACAACGCGUGGAUGGAGACGACGGCGGUGAGCAUCCACGACAGCGACGGGUCCCUGCUGGACAAGUUUAAGCUCCAGGGCGGCGAUGACGCGUCUGAGGCCAAGUGGGCCGACUACCACCCGGGCAUGAAGCUGUACGCCAGCCACACCAUGUUCAUGGCCAUUGCCUACGAGUACCGCAAGCGCGAGCUCCAGCAGUGA